Molecule: messenger RNA, 1815 nt
Organism: Nymphaea colorata (pocket water lily)
Lineage: Eukaryota; Viridiplantae; Streptophyta; Magnoliopsida; Nymphaeales; Nymphaeaceae
Exons: 6
Coding region: 28-1521 (497 amino acids)
Biological process (GO): CENP-A containing chromatin assembly; DNA replication-dependent chromatin assembly
Cellular component (GO): nucleoplasm
Molecular function (GO): histone binding
Source: RefSeq, a predicted model, not a curated record
CUUUUUCGUUCGGAAGCGCGGGACGCCAUGGAGGGAACAGAGCAGCAAGAAAGCGUCGACCUCUCAGAAGCCUCGGUCCAGGAAGCCGAGGCCGAUCGAGCUGCCGCCGUCCAACGGGGGGGUGAAACUCCGGCCAGCGAGCCAUCCCCUGCGCCAGACGUCGAAAACGGCCACGUCGAGGCUUCCUCUCUUCUCCAGACGGAGGGUGAAGGUUUAGCGCCGGAGGACAGGCAAGGAACCCUGGGUUCGGCUCCCGUUGUGGUGGAUGACGCAGGUUCUGAAGUUGACACUCCGGAAGACGACGCCGAAGGCGGCGAAGUAGUGGCUACUGACGGCGGUUCGCCGGCAAAAACCCUAAAGUACGCGGACAAGCUGAUGCAGGAAGGGUUGGAUGGUAUGAAGAGCAAGGAUUAUUCAUUGGCCAUAGAUCGUUUUAGCCGCGCCCUUGAGAUCAGAGUUGAUCAUUUUGGCGAACUUAGUCCGGAAUGUGCGCAGACAUACUAUAAGUAUGGAUGUGCGCUGCUUUAUAAAGCACAAGAUGAGAACGAGGCAUUGGCUCUUGGUGAUGCCGUUACUAAGAAAACGUCUGCCGGACGUCGAAAACUGGGGGAUGGUGAAGGUUCCAGCCAUGGAAGCGAGAAAAUAGAUGUGAAAUCCAAUAACAAAUUGGGAAAGCGUAUUGAAGAAGGCCAGGACAGUGUUGAGAAAGAAAAUGAGAAUGCAGGGGAUGAUGUUGAAGAUGUAGAAAUUGGAGAAGAAGAAGAGUCUGAUCUGGAUCUUGCAUUUAGCAUGCUAGACAUUGCUAGGGUGAUUGUUGAAAAAAAUAUCUCUGGUGAUACUAUGGAAAAAGUAGAUAUUAUUUCUGCUCUUGGAGAUGUCUCGCUGGAAAGAGAGGACAUUCAGACCUGUUUGGAGGACUACAGGAGAGCUCUGUCCAUGUUGGAGAGACUUGUUGAACCAGACAACCGCUUGCUUGCUGAAAUUCAUUUCAAGCUUUGCAUGGCGCUACAGAUGGACAACAAAAUUAAAGAUGCUAUAGUACAUUGUGAGGCAGCUGUUUCAGCUUGUGAGGCUAAAUGUCAACGACUGAAGAUGGAAGUUGCUAAUUCAUGUGGUGCUUCUUCCAUGGAGAAGGAUGAAGAGAUCAAAACUCUUGAGCAGCUGUUAGUUGAUCUCAAUGCAAAGCUAGAAGAUCUCCGAGAUUUGCCUGCCAUGCCAACCUUGGCAGAAAUGAUGGCAGAUUUUAAAACAGGUGCUCAAGGUGAGAAAACGGGUGCUUCUUCUGCAGUUGAGGCCUUUACGGGUUCCAGUGGCACUGAUGUGCCGGUAGUGUCUGCCACUGGUGAAAGGAAUCAGGUCGUGCAUCUUGGAAUUGUUGGCAGAGGUGUAAAGCGUGCUACGCCCAUACCAGUCAUGCCUGAAUCUCCAUCAAAGAAGCCUUCUGUUUCAACUCCAGAGGUAUCUGAUGGUUUCCCCAGUGAAUCCGUGGACCCUGGCACUGAAAUUUCCGAACCAAAGUAGAAGUUCGGUAAAUUUCUAUUUCUGUAUUCCUUUGUAUGUUGCAGAGUUGGCUUCUAGCCUUCUAGGCAGAAGAAAGCGAUGAGUUCGAAGAGACAUGAAGGUGGCUCCUGUGGAACUGUGUGACGAUUUUGCUGGUGCUCUGUUGUGUUGAUAAUGGAUUCUUGAAACUGAAUUUGGCCUUCAAAAGUGUUUCGAUGUUAGAAGCUGUAAAACUAGCCUUGUGUUCAUUUCAUCGAACACGAAUUUCAAAUACCUGAAUGUGCUUUAAUGUGAAGGGAAUUCACAAUGUCUUCA